Penicillium cosmopolitanum is the source of this 1746-nucleotide messenger RNA. RefSeq lists its product as uncharacterized. Bases 1 to 1746 code for a protein of 581 amino acids. NCBI's taxonomy places the organism in Eukaryota, Fungi, Ascomycota, Eurotiomycetes, Eurotiales, Aspergillaceae. The record is from RefSeq and is a predicted model, not a curated record. The transcript has 5 exons. Gene Ontology annotation, molecular function: chitin binding; hydrolase activity, hydrolyzing O-glycosyl compounds. Gene Ontology annotation, biological process: carbohydrate metabolic process.
AUGCUCAGUCACUUGAUUAUUUCUUUCGGUUAUAUCAGUCAGGAGUAUAAAAUCACCAACAUGGAUGGUGUAUCUCCUGAUCUGUAUAAAAUUGUUGGCGAUCUCAAGCAGCGGAAUCCUAAGCUCAAGAUUAUGAUUGCUCUCGGAGGAUGGACUUUCAAUGAUCCCGGAGCUUGGCAAAGUGUUUUCCCAACCAUGGUAUCUAAUCAAGCAAAUAGAAAAACAUUCAUCGAUAAUCUUCUUGGAUUCCUCUCUGAAUAUGGCUAUGAUGGGGUCGAUUUCGACUGGGAGUAUCCUGGGGCUGAUGACCGAGGUGGCUCUGAUUCCGAUGGAGCAAACUACGCACAACUUCUUAAAGAACUCAAGGAGGUAAUUGCCGCUAGUGGCCGCGACUAUCUUGUCACCUUCACAUCUCCAACCUCCUACUGGUAUCUUCGCCAUUUUGAUCUCAAGGCAAUGGCUGAUAAUGUUGACUGGAUCAAUUUAAUGGCAUACGACCUUCAUGGUGUAUGGGAUGGAGAAAAUCCAAUUGGUAAUCACAUCCUUGCUCACACUAAUCUGACUGGUAUUGAUGAAGCCCUUAAUCUUUUCUGGCGAGUGGACGUCGAGCCUUCUCGUAUUGCCCUUGGCUUAGGGUUCUAUGGUCGAACAUUUAAGCUCAAAGACGCUUCAUGUUGGAAACCAGGGUGUGAAUUCAGCGACCCUGGUGCUAAAGGCCCUUGCACUUCUACGAAGGGAAUUCUGUCAUACAGAGAGAUCUCGCAAAUCCGAAAAGAUACCGGAGGCACUGCAUACCUUGACAAGGAGGCCGCAGUCAGGUAUAUGGUAUAUGAUGAUGAUAGUUGGGUCGCCUUUGAUGACGAGACUACGUUCGAAAUGAAGAUCAAAUAUGCCAAUAAAAUGGGACUUUCUGGUCUAAUGAUCUGGGCGAUCGAUCUUGAUGACAAUCGUCUCAGCGCCCUUCGAGCUGUAUGGUGGGGAAAUACAUCGUCCCUGUGCAGCGAUUGGAGUGUCGGGGCAUUGCAAGAUGCUGACAAGGAAAUCAUCUCACCGACGAAAGUUCAACGAGCGAUGUACCAGACCGAGCAUGUCUUCGAAGGCCAGCUUAUUGGCGAUUUUUUCACCAAUUGGCUUGACAAAGGUAAAAUUGAGCAUCAACUUCCAAUGCCACGGAAACCGCAACCCAAGUUGUCAUGCGCGAGUUCUAUGCAACAUGUUUGGGAUGAUAAGCGCUGGCCCGUUCUAAAUUCCCGAGGGAAGCGUCCGAAGGAAUCAUUUUUCAAGGCUCUUCUGUCAGAGCUUGGCAGCAAUGGCCACCUUGACAGGCUGACAAUAUUCAAAGCAAGAGCCAACGGAAUGAAAGGCGCUAUGUUUGGAGGAAAGCAAGCUGUCGAUUUGGUAGGAACAUGGGGACAGAAAUCGGCAGAUGAACAGCUUCAAACAACCAAGACAAUGGGCAUGGUCUUUGAAUACAUGAACCACCCAGACGUAUGGGAAAAGUUCUGUGACACAUACGAGGCCAUUUAUAAUCGUCUGGGUGAAUUUGAUGAUUACCACGAACAACAAAAGACUGGUCUUCCCACUUUGCAGGAUGAAUGGCCCAAAUUCAUUAAUGUCGUUCUGUCCUCCAUGGCCACUCGAGAACCGAGGAACAAGUUCUACAACAUCAUUUGGGGAAUUAAUGUUCUCAAAAAUCACGCCAAGAUCACUUUGCCUGGAAAGUGUCCUCACCUGCCCCGGUCCUAG